UUAAAAAAAUUUAAUCAAACUAUUUAGAUUUUCAUAAAAAUAAAUUAAUUAAUUGUUAGCAAGAUAGAUAAUCAUUAUUAAAAUAAAUGGCUGUUUCUUUAAACAUAGAUAAGUGGAUAGAAUAAUUGAGAAAAUGUGAAAGGAUAAAAGAGCAAGAAGUUAAGGAACUUUGCAACAAGGCAAAAGAAAUUUUAAAUUUGGAAGAAAAUUUGGUUUAAGUUGAAGCUCCUGUUACAAUUUGUGGUGAUAUUCAUGGAUAAUUUUGGGAUUUAUUAGAGUUAUUUAAAGUAGGUGGUGAAUGUCCAUAAGUAAAUUAUCUUUUUUUAGGUGAUUAUGUAGAUAGAGGUUAUCAUUCUGUAGAAACAUAUUUAUUGCUAUUGGCUUUUAAAGUCAAAUAUCCUGAGAGAAUUAUUUUAAUUAGAGGAAAUCAUGAAUCUAGAAGAGCAAAUAAAAGCUAUGGUUUUUAUGAUGAAUGUAUAACUAAAUAUGGUUCGAUAAACGUCUGGCAAUCUUGCACUGAAACUUUUGAUUGCCUUCCAAUAGCUGCCUUAAUUGAUAAUAAAUUUUUUUGUGUUCAUGGAGGCCUUUCGCCGUAACUGAGAGUGUUAAGUGAUAUUUCAAAGAUUGAAAGAAAAAUUGAAAUUCCUGAUGAUGGUUUAAUGUCUGAUUUGAUGUGGUCAGAUCCUGAUAAAAUGAAAGGAUGGUAAAUUAGUCCUAGAGGAGCAGGCUAUUUAUUUGGAUAAAAUAUCGUUGAAGAUUUUUGUAGAAGAAAUAACAUUGAAGCAAUAUUAAGAGCCCAUUAACUUGUUUUAGAUGGCUAUAUUUCAUUCUUCGAAGAAAAACUUUUUACUAUUUGGUCUGCCCCAAAUUACUGUUAUAGAUAAGGAAAUCUUGCUUCUAUUUUAGAAAUAGAUGAAAAUUCAUAAAAGUAGUUUAAAGUAUUUGAAGCAGCACCAACAGACAAUAGAAGCGAGAGGAAUUAAAAAUAUAAUAUUACUCAAUACUUCUUAUGACAAAACUAUAUAUUGUCAUUUAUUUUUUGAUUAAAAAUAAUGUUAUCUAACUUAAUAAAUAAAUAAACAUAUAUACAUACCCCUAUCACCUAGCGAAGAUAAGGAGAUAAAAGUAGAAAUAAAAUUACUAAAUUUUAAAUAUAAAAUAGUUUAUUUGAAUUAUUAUUAUUUAUUUUUUAUUAAAUAAAAUGUUUUUUUACAUCUUUUUCAAAUUAAAAAUAAA
Molecule: messenger RNA, 1236 nt
Organism: Tetrahymena thermophila SB210
Lineage: Eukaryota; Ciliophora; Oligohymenophorea; Hymenostomatida; Tetrahymenidae
Product: serine/threonine protein phosphatase 2A
Exons: 6
Biological process (GO): peptidyl-serine dephosphorylation; double-strand break repair via homologous recombination
Cellular component (GO): nucleus; cytoplasm
Molecular function (GO): protein serine/threonine phosphatase activity
Source: RefSeq, a predicted model, not a curated record